Moesziomyces antarcticus is the source of this 396-nucleotide messenger RNA. Its product is annotated as NADH dehydrogenase, alpha subcomplex, subunit 6. Bases 1 to 396 code for a protein of 131 amino acids. NCBI's taxonomy places the organism in Eukaryota, Fungi, Basidiomycota, Ustilaginomycetes, Ustilaginales, Ustilaginaceae. The transcript is spliced from 3 exons. The record is from RefSeq and is a predicted model, not a curated record. Gene Ontology annotation, biological process: response to oxidative stress.
AUGACGACCAUUCCUAGCCGUCUGGCCCAGACGACAUACAUCUCGAGGAGCAUCGAGGAGGCGCGCCGACGCUCCACUGCGCUCUAUCGCAACUUCUACCGAUCUGCUCCCGAGAUCUGCGCGCUGUACGCGCUGGAUGUGCCGCCUUCGACGCUGCGAGCCAAGUUCCGCACACAGUUUGAGAAGAACAAGGCGAUCAAGGACGUUGCGGUGCUGGACGUGAUGCUGCUCAAGGCGCAGCAGGAGUACCAGGAGACAAUGAACGGCUGGAAGCAGGUGCCUCACAUUAUGAAGUGGUUCGCCGACGAGGAGGCACCCGCACGACCCGAAGGCUUCUUGGAAAAGUUCUACGCCUCGCGAGACGAGGGUCGUGGACCUGUCGGCACGGGCAUCUAA